AUUUUUCGAUUAUAUCAAAUGUUGUCGAGCUCAGUCACUACAAACCUAGAACAACCCUUGUCUCUGUGAUUUGCUGCUAGUUCCUCACGCGAUUCUUUCACACAAACACUUCCCUUCGUGUUCAUGAUAUGCUUCUUCAUUUCUACCCUGAAUUUGAAGAUUCCAGAAACUCUCCAACCCAGGAAAGCUUCAAUUUUCAUUUCUCAUUUCAGCUAUUUGAGCUGGACAUACAUACCCAUAUGCUGUUAUCAUCUUUUUUUGGUGAUUCUGUUGCUUUUCAUUGAUUCUUGUUGAUUGAUUUGAGCCUCUGUUUCAUAAGUUAGAAACUUGAAUUUGUGUUCACUGUUCAGUGUUUUAUAUAAGGAGGUAUCAAUUCAUGUCUAAGGUUGCAAGCUUGCAAACUUGAAUUCACUCACUUUUUCAUUGGUUAUGGCUUUUGAAACAUCAGUUUGACAUUUUUUUUCUUACAUAUUUUCAGUUUUUUAUGUUUCUGGACUUGAAAAAGCUUCCUUAGUAGAGAAAAGAGAAUGAUUUGACAAGCACCUCCAGUUGAUUCUUGAGUUAAUACAUCAGUUUCUCUUGGAUACCGCAAAUCUGUCGCAAGAAUGCAGAAUAAUUCGGUAAGAAAUUACCGCGCAGGCCAGCCGGACUUGUUUUCUAUUGAGAAUAAGACUUCAAAUGUAGAGGUGAAUCGGAAGCGGGAUGCAUAUGGAUCAAGUGUGUAUGGUGUGCCAGUUCAUGCAUAUAAUGAAGCUCAAGGGAAUAAUGGGAUACAAUCCUACGUUCCUGAUGAAAUAAUUGACCCCAAAUUCAGUCGGCUGAACCAAGGCAACCAAGAAAAGGACCACUCUCAUGAGCAAGACAUGGAGAUUGGAUACGAAGAAAGCCCACCACAACCAACUUAUGAGGGUCUUGAACAAAGAUUUGCUGCUGAGAUAAUGAAAUUAUCCAGGGAGCAACGUGAUGCUGAGGAUACAGAAUUUGCUAGACACAUGGAGAGAAUGCUUGACAUAAACAAAGAAUACCAGGAGAAAUUAUCUUCCCUAAGAGCUCAGCAAACAACUCGGAGAGAAGAGUUUCUCCAUAAGGAAUUGCAGUCAAGAUUGAACCAGUAUCAAGAAAGCAAAAGAAACCACCGCCCCUAUAUGAAGGUGACAGAUGCUGAUAGCUAUAUACCUGCUUCAACGUUCACUGCAGGAGAAGGAACUAGCAGGUUUCAUGAUGCUACCGAGUAUAAGCGUGGUGGAGAGUGUUCCAUAUCAAGUGGUAGAAGUAAAGGAAGUGAAGCAAGGGUUCCAUUACCUCCUGGUCGUGUUUACAAUAACAAAACUGUGUAUCACUAGAUUUGAUCCUACCAAUGAUGGGUUGGACACCCUGCUAACUUCUACAUCCUGCCUCCUGGUAACAAAUCGCGUACAAAGAACCCAUUUUGUUACUUGAUCCAAGGAAAAGAAGGUUAAAAUAUACUGAGUCCUUGUACAUUAUACUUAUUUCUUAUAUUUCAUCUUUGUAUGAAAAAGUUUUUAAUUUAAUCUCAUGCAUGCAAUGUUAGUUUUCACUGGUUGUCAUAAUACCGUGGAAAUUGCAUAAAGUUGUAAUGAAGUAGACUGAUUAAAUUGAGGAUUAAAUUGAAAAUUAUUGUCGCGUA
Molecule: messenger RNA, 1648 nt
Organism: Lotus japonicus
Lineage: Eukaryota; Viridiplantae; Streptophyta; Magnoliopsida; Fabales; Fabaceae
Exons: 3
Coding region: 606-1343 (245 amino acids)
Source: RefSeq, a predicted model, not a curated record